AUGGACCCCAAGAACAAACAGACCAUCAUCGAUGUUGACGCGGAGGUGAUACCGGAAGAGCCCAUGAAGCCUUUAUCACCGAGUAUGGAGGGUUUGAGGAACGAGAACAAGCGGCUAAGGCUGACAAACGAAUCGUAUUCAAAUAUUAUGCACCAGCUGAGAGACGCGCAGGGGCUUAUCAAAAAUCUGAAAGAUGACAUCGAAGCGAAGGAUAAGAAGAUCGCACGUUUAGAGCGCCGCUUUCACGCCAAAGAACGCAACUACAACGACAACGGCGCCAGUUCUGAGGAAGAGGAGGAGGAUGAGGAUGAGGAUACGGCGUCUGUCGUAUCAACAGACGAUACAGGUGAUGAUGACAUUGAGGUUUUAUCACCUAUCCAAUACACACGUGGGCAUAUGAAGGCACCACGUGGACGGAUGAAUGCAUUCACCGGCGCACGUGGUGGCAGACAUGGUAGCAGUCGAACACGUUCACGCGCGCAGAUUCGCAGGCAAGCACUGAGCGUGCACUCGAGUGCGGAAAACGAGUCGCCUACUGUGGCAACUGCUCGGGGGGGCAGAAGGAAACGCUACCCACAAAAAAUGCCAAACGGUAGUGGUGAUAUGGAUGUCGGUAUCGAUGGGGUUAGCAACGCACCUGUGCAAAGCCGUACAGAGAGCCGGGUGUUACGAGGACGAGGUGCCCUGUAUCGUUCGAAUGUAGAUGAUACGGAAAAUGCGAAACAUGACAGUACCACGAUUGUAAUGACCAGAGGGAGGGGACUAAAGCGCUCGCUUCCGCGUAGUACGCAGUCACGUACAAGCACGCGCACACGCACUCGAGUGGAGAGGUCUGGAGCCAUAUCCUCGGGCGGAGUGCCUCAGCACACACACACAGACGAGGACGAUAGAGACGGACCUGUAGAUGACAGCAAUGCAAGCGACACCGGCAGUGACGACGAACCUGACAGUGACGAUGGGCCUGGUGACAGCGAUGACGAGAGGGAAAGAGAGCGACCGGAACGAGAGAGACAGGAGUUUGAGAAGUGGGACUCUGAGUGGAAUCCUCUGUUUAGAUCGGCAAUUGUUCCUGUGGACCCUGCUAUGGUACCAACCGUCGAUGCGGCUGAGAAAGCCGCGCGAAAGGAGGCUAUACCAGUACCAAAUUGGCGAGUUGUCGGUUUUGAAUCUAACGCAAUAGAUGAUCGUCCCGGGCAUAUCGAGGACAUGAGCGAUGCCGCCUACGACAAACGACACCGCAAAUAUGAAGCCCUCGAGAAGCGGCGCAAACGCACAGACCAUGAACGCCUCCUACUUGAUCAGCAACUAAUAACGACUCAAGCGGGAGUUAAGGAAGCGGACCAGGCAAGAGGAAACACGGAACAGAAUAUUCUCACAGACGUGUACAGUCUCUUCCCCGACCCAUACACGAAUCUCAAGGCCAUUGAGGUGACCUUGAAGCUGCCGUACGUUGCCUGGGGUGCGAGUGUGCCAAAGGAACUAUGCUAUAGGCUGCAGGAGAUCCGACACGAGACCGCGCACGAACGAGCUAAGAGAUGUCAGGCAUUUGCCCUGCCAGUUUCGGGUAGCCUGUCUUUCCAGACCGAGAUGAUGGCCCAGAAAGCCCAAUUAAAACACAAAAGGACCAGGAUGGCUCUCGCAGCGCCCAUACAAGCUAACCCGGGCAGAACCCGUACACGUGUUAACUCGACUAACAGCGUUGCGUCAAAUCAGUCACGUGGCCGGACUUUAACCGCAGGUGGAUCGGCUAGCAAGCGGUUGAAGCGAGAUCUAUCCCAAACCAAGCGACGCACAUCAUCACGACUUCACAGCGCUGCCAGCGCACAGUCGGAGGGAGCGGCGGAAGCGAUUCCUUCUGCUGAUGUGAACGUUAGCCCGCACACAGCUGCUUUAGAUACGAAUUCUCAAAAAGCAGUAUCUAUAGCGGACAAAGAUAAGAAUGUAGGACCUUCAACGGUACGGGGUUCAAUGAGGACACAAAAUAGCUCAGUACCACCAGUGGGGAAAGGUGAAAAUGAGAUACCACACCGCACACGCUCACGGUCAGGGCGCAAGCGGACACCCCCACCACGUACACGUGCGUCCACACGUACCCGAUCACAGACUCCCAGCCACGCACUCAAUGCAUCAAUUUCGCUUGAACCAGUACCGCCCUUGUCAGUAACAAAUACCGCAAGAAAGAUCGAGGAUAUGGAACAGACCGUGUCGCAAUCUGCUAGUAAGGCCCCAGAAGCGGCGGUUGCGCAACCUCUGGCACUGCGUUCGUCUACUCCACCGCUUUCGCCAUCACCGUUGCCAACGAAUUGUGUGUGGAGAGCACGUUCGAUAGAUGGUAGUAUGAGCAAGCCUGUGGCUGUUGGGAAAUGUUUGCCAACGGGGAAAGGGAACAAAGACGAAGAGAAUGAAAGUCAAUCAAAUGCAGCUGAGGCAGUCGAUAGUGCUGUACACUCAAGAGCGAAGGAGGAAGUAGAUAAGGAUGACGAUAUGCCGCCAAGUGUCAGUAUAAGCAGUUUAAUAACAGGCCUGCAAGAGGGCAGCAAGAAAUCUGCGGAUCAAGCUCCACUUUUGUUGAGGUUUAAACGUGUCACACCCGUUGAUGCGGUUGAGUGA
Molecule: messenger RNA, 2610 nt
Organism: Sphaeroforma arctica JP610
Lineage: Eukaryota; Ichthyosporea; Ichthyophonida
Exons: 3
Coding region: 1-2610 (869 amino acids)
Source: RefSeq, a predicted model, not a curated record